AUGAAGGCUGUGAGCCAGCAGCAAGCCAGCCAGCUCUUACACAACAAGUUUGUUGUUGUCCUGGGGGACUCGAUUCAGCGCUCAGUGUAUAAGGACAUUGUGCUUCUGCUGCAAAAGGACAAAUAUCUCAGCUUGGGUCAGCUCAAGACUAAGGGAGAGAUGAGCUUCGAGCAAGACAUCCUGGUGGAGGGCGGACGGCUGGGUCAAAUGACCAAUGGGACGGAAUACCGUGAGGUGCGUCAGUUCCGCUCAGACCACCACCUGGUGCGGUUCUACUUCCUGACGAGGAUCUACUCGCGCUACAUGCAGAGCAUCCUGAGGGACUUCGAAGACGGUCUCAAACCAGACGUCGUCAUCGUUAACUCCUGUCUCUGGGACGUCUCCAGGUAUAACCCUAAAUGGCAUGUUGAGUACCAGGAGAACCUUCAUAAGCUCUUUGACAAGAUGAACUCCAUCCUGCCUCCUGAAUGUCUGGUCAUCUGGAACAUGACCAUGCCCCUGGGGAAGAGGAUCGUAGGGGGCUUCUUCGUUCCUGAGAUGGAGCACAGGGGCCCAACGCUGUGCUACGACGUGAUCCAGGCCAACUUCUACAGCAGCAAGGUGGCCGACGCCUACGGCCUUGACGUCCUGGACCUCCACUUCCAGUUCCGCUUCUCGCUUGCGCACCGCAUGAAGGAUGGGGUCCACUGGAACUCUCUGGCCCACCGACGUAUCACCGCCUUACUGCUGCAACAUGCUGCAGAGGCCUGGGGAGUGGUGCUGCACUGUCCUGCCACUACUGUGGAGCACAUUGAUCAUUCAGAGCAGCAGCAGCUCAAAGCCCACACAAAAACCAUGACCAAGAACAGAGGAUGGAAUCCUGCUGAGGACUCAGGCCUUGAGCCCUACAGACCAGCUUCGGAUGAACCCUACAGACUAGCUUCGGAUGAACCCUACAGGCCUCUGGAAGGGAAAUACAAAGGCUGCGGAGAACAGUUCUACGAGGACGAGCUUCCUGUCCACCCCAAGUACGGCGCUGGCUACUUCAGCUUCGAGGAGGACCAAGCCGACAGACCAAGCCUGGUCAACAGACAGCCGACUGCCCCGGUGCAUCACAGACACACCCAAGUGGUCAACCACAGACAGACGGCGGUCUACAGACAUCCCCCAGUCAACAGACACUCACAGGACAACAGAUGCAGUGAAAAUAACGGGAUGGUCCGGAACAGUACUAGACACUACAGGCCGGUGCAGCAUAAUGAGGCCUACCACCCCAGAUCCUACGUCCCUCUCCGUCCUGAGAACCAGUAUGUGAUGAGGAAGAAACAACCGAAGAAGCACUACGCCCCGUACACAUGCCAGAGAUACUGA
This is a messenger RNA of Salvelinus namaycush (lake trout), 1350 nucleotides long. RefSeq names its product family with sequence similarity 113 (gene fam113). Lineage: Eukaryota; Metazoa; Chordata; Actinopteri; Salmoniformes; Salmonidae. The coding region runs from base 1 to 1350 and encodes 449 amino acids. The record is from RefSeq and is a predicted model, not a curated record. The transcript is spliced from 10 exons.